AUGGAGAAGUUUGAAUUUUCUUCAACAAGUUCGGGACCGAGAAUACCAAAAGAUCCUUUCUCGGGUCACAUUUUCUACAAUGUGUACAAGGAGGCGGAAUUUCUGAGACAUAGCGAUAACAUAGAAACGAUACUAGCAAAGGGCUAUGAGCUGAGACAGAAGUUGAAGAAUGUGUUGCCAGGACAGCAGGUUAUGAUCGACGGAAUAUGGCUGGAGAAAAACACCCCAUUACUAGUGAAGAAGACGGGACCGAAUGUGGAAGUGGAAAACUUUGAGUUCACAGCAAAUCGUCUGAGCGGACUUGUGGCUGCAUACGCCUUUGAAAACCGUAAGAGAUUUCCGAUUGUGACGUCCAGCGAGGCAUUAGCGCUGGGCCUAAAGUGGGACAAUACCAACACGGAGAAAUGUAAGCUCUACCUAUCUGCUGUCAGUGGUACCGAACAUUUCUACGAUCAGUUCACAUAUUGGCCUUUGAUAUGUGCUUUGAGGAAAUUGCAAAUGAAAAAGAUCACUCUGGAACCUGUUAUAAAAAUUGCAAAAAUUAAAAACAAAGAUGGUGUCCGAAUGGCCAAAGACCUAAUGAAUAAUCGUGCUAUGGUCUAUCGUCUAUGGUUGCAUUUUCCGGGCGCCUCGAAUGUUGAUCUGAAAUGCUUGCUUCAGACUGCGCCUGUCCAAUUAAAAAACGUUUUAACAUCAAACGAUUGA
Molecule: messenger RNA, 705 nt
Organism: Parnassius mnemosyne (clouded apollo)
Lineage: Eukaryota; Metazoa; Arthropoda; Insecta; Lepidoptera; Papilionidae
Source: the annotation of a GenBank genome assembly